UGCUAGUUCCGUUCCGCGUGAGCCAUUUCCUUUGACUUAUCGCACUACGUUCGCCCAGUCUGGGUUUUAAGCGGGCCGAGGCAGAACGUGUGUCCUUCCUUUGCUUUUAUCGCGCAGUGUAGCAAAAAGUAUUCAUUCUUAAUAUUUCGCGCGCUUUGCUUCAUUUCAAAAAUAGAACAGUGUAUUUUGUGUUUCAAAUCUUUACUUUUCAAAUUAGAUUUUUAUUUAAAGGUAAAAAUGUGUUUGUGUUAUUAAAUUGUUAGUUGUAAACUAUUUUGUGGUGAUUUUAAAAUAAUAGUGUUAAAAGAAAAUGUCUACAUUAUUGAAGAACGUGACCAAUUGCAUCUGGCAUGCCUUUGACUCGUUGCAAAGCAAAGACGUUGUUCACAAGUCAAAAUUAAAGGUUCUAACCGCAAACAUUGGGACCUUACUGGACCUCUAUGGUGUAGAAAAAGGGCUGGACCACUUCAAAUCAUCACAGGAGCUCACCUUCGAUGAAUUUCGGUACUACUUACAACAUGAGGUCUUCAGCUCGCUGCCGAAGUCCGCCACCUUACCAAUAGUCAGGGACUAUGAGAAAAAGAUCAGUGAGGUAUGUUGGCUGAUCUGCCGUAAAAGUCUACUGGGUCGGGAUAAAAGUGUGUUCAGCGAUGACUCCGUGUUCAAACUGUUCAGGAUCUUCUGCCUGCUCGGAGAUCUGGUGCAAGAUGCUGAUGACUCCAAGCAUUAUAUGGUGGUACUCCAACCAUCAGAAGCGGGUAUAGUAGCUGAACAGCUAGUACAUUGCCUUGGACUCCGAUGGGACACAGCUGACUGGGAAGCCCUCGGUUCAUCCAUAGGACACUUCAAAUGGGCAGCUUUCCUCGCCGUGUUGGAAGCUAAAUAUUGUGGAGACCAACAAGUGCACCCAGAGGCACUAGUCGAAGCCGUGGAUGAGAUAUACGACGUCUUUAUUGAAGAUAUUAUAAAGAAGGGUUAUCUAUUCAAACGCGGUUAUCUCCUACCCACAAUGCGGGAGUAUUGGUGUGUCCUCCAGCCUUGUGCUCUCACUUACUACAAGAGCUCUUCGCAGAAGGAGCAGUGUGGUCGAGUUCCUAUCGACGAGUACUGCUCAGUAGAGGCAGCUGCAGGAGAAGGCAAGAUACAACGGUUCCAACUCAUCACACCUGAUAGGACAUUUGAAUUUGGGACUCAAGAUCAUAAGAGUCGUCUACAAUGGAUAUCAGCUUUGCGGCAAGCGGCGGCAGUAUCAGGUGGAGUAGAAGGCUACCAACGUCGAGCGCGGGCUAUAAGACGGGGUGCUGGAGCGAGGAGAGAGCGAGAGGUCAGGGAGACACGGGCUCGGCUGCAGCACGAGGUGAAGGCCAGACUCGCUGCUGAGGCACAGGCACAGGAACUGGUAGAACUAGCACAACAAGACAAUAAGAAAUUAGAAGAACUGAAAAAUGCACAAGUGGAACUUGAAAAGCUUUUACAGGAAGAGACUCAAGCUAAACGAGACGAAGAAAUUGUAAGAGCAUUACAAGCUAGAGUAUUAGCAGAAGAAUGGGAGAGACGUGAAGAAUUGGAAAGACUUCAAGAAGAACAGAACAAAAUGCUAGAAGAAGAAAGAUUGAAACGACAGCAGUUUGAAAAAUUACAAGCUGAGAAAGAAACACAAUUUAGAGAAGCAGAAAAGCGUCUAAAGGAGCUCGAAGAAGAGAAACAGCGGCUAGACGCUGAACUGAAAGCAGCUCAAGAUAAAAUAUCUAAGACUGAGUACACGGCACAGGCGUUGCAGGUACAACUGAGAGACAUCAACCCAGUAUUCCGUAACGGAGAGAGAGCCCGCCGUGCAUUGUCUUUCGUCCCGACCACGAAGAGUUCUUCCGACACACUCAUCGACGUCCGAGCCAUACGACAUCUCAAGAUCCUCGACGAUGAGGAGAAAUUAUGAUCUGAUUCAUAAAGAACAUUAAAAUUUAUUAAAUAAAUAAUGCAGCAUUGCCCAUGUUAUAUUCCAUCUAGUUUAGCUUUUUAGGGAAACUUUUAAUAAAGAUUUUGUACACUACGAUACGAUACGAUAUUAGAUCUGCUAAAGGAGUAGUUAGGAGUAAAGUUUCUUGUAUGUGUUAUUGUCUUAUAUAUAUUUUGAAACUAUUCUUGAUCAGUCAGAAUCAUAGUGCUAUAUAAUAUUGUUUAUUAAAAAAAACGUGAAUUAUUGUAUAGUCGAUAAAUUACCAAGUCCAGUUUUGUACUUCAUUAAAAUUUUAAUACCCGACGUACCUAUUUCUAAAUUAAAGCAAGUGCUUUUAGUGAAAUAAAUAAAAUAUACUUCUUGCUUA
Spodoptera frugiperda (fall armyworm) is the source of this 2324-nucleotide messenger RNA. RefSeq names its product differentially expressed in FDCP 6. Bases 311 to 1936 code for a protein of 541 amino acids. The record is from RefSeq and is a predicted model, not a curated record. Lineage: Eukaryota; Metazoa; Arthropoda; Insecta; Lepidoptera; Noctuidae. Gene Ontology annotation, cellular component: cytoplasm; nucleus. The transcript has 10 exons.